CAAACAUUGAAGGCCCGCGAUGCUCAAGGAUGCCCAAGGAUGAGAAACCAGGAGCUUUUUUGGCUCCACCGAAUGGCGUGGACGAGGCAGAAUCUCAGUCCCUUCUCUCAGGAUCAAUCGAUGAAGAAGACAUCAUAGUUCACCCGAGCCUACCUCCACCUCCGCCUCCACCGGCACCUGCACCUGCACCUCCACUUAAUUCUCGUCCUCGGAUUCUCCCUAGGCAGCCAUCUAUAUCUCUACCUUCUCCGGACGGACAGCGUCGUCCUCCUCGUACCACAAAUCGAGUGCGGUUUGACCUCGAACAGCAAGAUGAGGACUCCAGCUCCGAGCACAACGACCGCGAUUCAAACAGCCAUGGCCGCAGAUCGCAGGACUCGUGGCUGGACGAGGACGACUACGAAAGUGGACGCCGGGAUUCAUCGGGAUCUGGUCGCAGAGGACCUAUGGUUCCCCUUCUCACCGACAUAGAAGCCCCCAGUGUGACGCUUGCGACCACCGACGAUUUCUUCCCCGAAGAGCAUUUGGAAGAUGCUAGGCCGAGGAGUGGAAUGCGGAUGGCCUUCAUGAACAUGGCAAAUAGUAUAAUAGGGGCGGGGAUCAUAGGACAACCAUACGCACUUCGACAAGCCGGUAUGUUGAUGGGUAUAAUCUUGCUCAUUGUUCUCACGAUCACUGUAGACUGGACAAUCCGUUUGAUCGUGAUCAACUCCAAAUUGAGCGGUGCGGAUUCGUACCAGGCUACGUUGCAGCAUUGCUUUGGGAAAAGCGGCCUUAUCGCAAUUUCCAUUGCGCAGUGGGUUUUUGCUUUCGGGGGCAUGGUUGCAUUUUGUAUUAUCGUCGGUGAUACCAUUCCUCAUGUCAUAAGCGCCUUGAUCCCCUCCCUCAGAGAUAUGCCUUUCCUCUGGCUCUUCACUGAUAGACGGGCCGUAAUUGCCAUUUUUGUUCUUGGUGUCUCAUACCCACUGUCCCUAUAUAGGGACAUUGCAAAGUUGGCAAAAGCAUCUACCCUUGCUUUGAUAAGUAUGAUGGUCAUCGUAAUUGCAGUGAUUACGCAAGGCCUCCGCGUACCAUCCGAAUCGCGGGGCGAAGUGAAGAGUCUUCUCUUUGCCAACUCUGGGUUCUUCCAGUCUGUCGGAGUCAUAUCCUUUGCAUUCGUUUGCCAUCAUAACAGUCUUUUGAUCUAUGGUUCGCUCAAGAAACCGACGCUGGAUCGGUUUGCCAAAGUCACACAUUAUUCCACAGGGGUCUCACUCGUUACGUGCCUCGCCAUGGGAUUAGCGGGCUUUUUGACUUUUGGCUCCAAAACUCAAGGCAACGUCCUGAAUAACUUCCCGUCAGACAACGUCAUAGUUAAUAUAGCACGGCUUUGUUUUGGGUUGAACAUGCUCACGACUUUACCCCUGGAAGCAUUUGUUUGCCGAUCUGUUAUGACAACAUACUACUUCCCCGAUGAGCCUUUCAAUCCGAAUCGGCACUUGAUAUUCACGACCUCCUUGGUUGUGACGGCAAUGGCCAUGGCUUUGAUAACAUGCGACCUCGGCACCGUAUUCGAACUGAUUGGAGCGACAAGUGCUGCGGCUCUAGCAUAUAUCUUUCCGCCUCUUUGCUACAUCAAGUUGAGCAGCGCAAGUCGCAAGGCGAAGAUUCCUGCUUUCAUCUGUAUAACAUUUGGGUUUGUUGUAAUGGGUGUGAGUCUUAUACAAGCCGUUGCAAAAAUGAUUAGAAAUGAAGGUGAAGUUCAUACGUGCAGUGCCAUUUAACGAAAGAAUAUCCCCAUAUUUGUAGAAUAUACUCACGUCUGGCAUUUCAUAACAUCGCAUACCAUGCCUUUGUUGCAUUUAUUACACCUCAUGUCUUAUCUUCAUGCUGGUAUCUGCAAGAUAUGAACUUAAAUUAAGGUAAAAGGCCUUCUCAUUCUUUCCCCUGUCAUUUUGGUCAAGGGAGCAUCCUGCUUUGCCAUUUCUUCUUUCCCUCAUUCCUGCAUGCAUUCUGUGGAACCUCAUAGCUAAGAAAUUUAUGUACUCCCUUGAUGAGAUCCUUUUAUUGGCGUGGUUUAAUUACUUGCAUAGAAUGGAAUACUCAAGCUUUC
Messenger RNA from Monascus purpureus, 2092 nucleotides. NCBI's taxonomy places the organism in Eukaryota, Fungi, Ascomycota, Eurotiomycetes, Eurotiales, Aspergillaceae. The record is from the annotation of a GenBank genome assembly.